Brassica oleracea var. oleracea is the source of this 1253-nucleotide messenger RNA. RefSeq names its product B3 domain-containing protein REM10-like. Gene Ontology annotation, molecular function: DNA binding. NCBI's taxonomy places the organism in Eukaryota, Viridiplantae, Streptophyta, Magnoliopsida, Brassicales, Brassicaceae. The transcript has 5 exons. The record is from RefSeq and is a predicted model, not a curated record. Bases 182 to 1075 code for a protein of 297 amino acids.
AUUACCUAGUGGCUUUGGAACUCUUUAAAUUCUAAAACAGAGCUUAAAUGGAGAACAAGAAACGUCACCUAAGUUAAAACAAAAAGUCUUCCUCAAUGGCAAAUGCUUCAGCUUCCUCACCUAUCAAUCCACAUUUUUUCAGCCUCUUCUUCCUGGGUUUCAAAGCCACCUUAACAUUUCUAUGACGUUCUACUCAAAGCACAUAAAGGGAACAACCAACGAGGGCAAUGCCAAUGCGGUGGUAAAGCUGAGAUCGGACGCUUCUGAUUUAACCUGGGAAGUUAAGAUGGACGGUCGGAGACUCACCCAAGGCUGGCAAGAGUUCACCACCAGUCAUGAUCUCCGGGUCGGUGACAUAGUCAUCUUUAGACAUGAUGGAGAUUUGUUGUUCCAUGUCACAACUUUUGGGCCCAGUUGCUGUGAGAUACAAUACGAUGACGAUGUCUUUCAAAUAUCCUCUGAUUCAGAUUCAGAUUCAGAGAUGAAUCAAGAAACAAGAGAAGCAGUCUCUCCAUCAGAUAAAUCUUGUUUUGUAGCUCGUGUCACCCCAGCUAAUCUAAGAAAAAAUACACUGUUUCUUCCAAGAGGGUUUUCAAGGUCUAAUGGUUUGAUGAAUCGUGAGGGCGAGAUCUUUCUACUGAAUGAAUAUGGGAAACCAUGGACUGCGUUGCUGAGUUACUACAAAAAAACGGGUGAUGUUUACCUCAGACGCGGCUGGAGAAACUUCUGCCACGAAAAUCAGAAAAGAGCCAAUGAUUUACUCACUUUCAAGCUUGUACAAGAAGGUACGAAACCUGUUCUCCAGUUGUGUUCGUCCAUGUACAACCGAGGCUCUUCUUCAACAAGCGAAGACAGAUUCUUGACGCUAACUCUCACACAUUACAAUUUCAAGAAAUGUAAACUGUGUCUACCAGCGACGUUUUUGAAGGCGAAUGGUAUUAAAAGCGCAAGGAAGAUAACUCUUGUGGACAGGUACGGCAUCAAAAGGACAACGAGUCUUAAACCUGAUAACAACUAUGGAAGAAUGAGAGUGGGAAAAGGGUGGAGAGAGAGUUCUGUGAAGCUAAUGGAGUGAAGGCUGGUGAGUCCUUUAAGCUGGAACUCAUCGAGGAAGAAGAAGAAGACACAGCUGCUACUCAUCUACUUAAGUUCUGCACCAAAGUCUGAAACUCUCUCUGAGUUUGUUUUGCUUAUGUAAUAUAUACUUGCAAUGUUUAUGUUUUUUUGUCUGGUUUGUAACAUGCAAGGCUGUA